Molecule: messenger RNA, 1305 nt
Organism: Penicillium nucicola
Lineage: Eukaryota; Fungi; Ascomycota; Eurotiomycetes; Eurotiales; Aspergillaceae
Product: putative DnaJ domain protein (Mas5)
Exons: 5
Coding region: 1-1305 (434 amino acids)
Biological process (GO): protein refolding
Cellular component (GO): cytoplasm
Molecular function (GO): Hsp70 protein binding
Source: RefSeq, a predicted model, not a curated record
AUGAAGGUAUCCGUGGCUUCGGCUCAGAUUGACCUCUAUGAGGUCUUGGAAGUUCAUGCUUCCGCUUCUAAGGACGACAUUCGCAAGGCUUACCGCAAGGCGGCUUUGACCAACCACCCUGACAAAGUUCCAGAGGCUGAGCGUGAAGAAGCCUCAGUUCGAUUCAAGGCAGUUCAGGAAGCCUACGAUAUCCUCUACGAUGAUGACAAGCGACACCUUUACGACACACACGGCAUGUCCGCCUUCAACGGCUCUGGUGAACCUGGAAUGGCUGGCGCUCCCGACAUCGAUGAUCUCCUGGCACAAAUGUUUGGUGCUGGCAUGGGCGGUAUGGGUGGUAUGCCUGGUAUGGGAGGUAUGGGGGGUAUGCCUGGCAUGGGUGGUAUGCCCGGUGGUCACCCUAACCGGCCCCGUAAGAGUCGCAAUGAGGAGCAGGACUAUGAAGUCAGUCUGGAAGAUUUGUACAAGGGCAAGACUGUUCGUUUCACUAGCACCAAGAACGUCAUUUGCGGACACUGCAAGGGCAAGGGUGGAAAGGAGAAGGCUACUGCGAAGAAGUGCUCAACUUGUGAUGGCCAUGGAGCCAAGGAGGUUCUGCAGCAGAUGGGUGGUUUCUUGACCCAGCAGACUGUGACUUGUACUACUUGCAAGGGUCUGGGUUCAUACUUCGCCCCUAAGGACAAAUGCAAGAAGUGCAAGGGCGAGCGCGUCAACGAGGAGAAGAAGAUGCUGGAGCUCUACAUUCCCCGCGGCACAAAGCAAGGAGACAAGAUCAUCCUGGAGGGCGAGACCGACCAGGUGCCCGACCAGGAACCUGGCGACAUUAUCUUCAAGAUUGUGGAGGAAGAGCACCCCGUGUUUGCUCGCGCUGGCUCCGAUCUCCAGGCAACCAUUGAGGUCACAUUGGCCGAAGCUUUGAGCGGUCUUUCGCGCGUUGUGAUCAAGCACCUUGAUGGCCGCGGCAUUGAAAUUCGCCACCCCCAGAUCCCCGGCCAGGUUCUCUCUCCUGGACAGGUUCUCAAGGUUCCCGGAGAGGGUAUGCCACUGAACCGUAGCGAUGCCCGCGGUGAUCUCUAUCUGAUCGUCGAUGUCAAGUUCCCCGGCCCUGACUGGAAGCCCUCUCCCGCUACGCUCGAGAAGCUCAAGGAAAUGCUGCCCAAGCCCGAAAAGAAUAUUCCUGCUGAACACAUUGACGAGGUUGAAUUUGACCCCAAGGCCAACAUCGAAGAAUUUGGAGCUAAGGAUGGACACGCAUGGGAAGACGAGGAGGAAGAUGAUGAACCAGCGCAGUGCGCUACUCAGUAG